GUUGUAUGUUUGUUUGCAGCAAUUGAAGCAGAGAAAGGCCAGCAGCAGUUGAUCGCUGGGAUUGAGAACUUUGACACAACAAAGCUGAAACAUACGGAAACAAUUGAAGCAGAGAAAGGCCAGCAGCAGUUGAUCGCUGGGAUUGAGAACUUUGACACAACAAAGCUGAAACAUACAGAAACCUUAGAAAAGAACCCACUUCCUACUAAAGAAGGUACAAACAAUGGAAUAUUAUUUUACUAG
Homalodisca vitripennis (glassy-winged sharpshooter) is the source of this 243-nucleotide messenger RNA. RefSeq lists its product as uncharacterized. Gene Ontology annotation, molecular function: actin monomer binding. Lineage: Eukaryota; Metazoa; Arthropoda; Insecta; Hemiptera; Cicadellidae. Gene Ontology annotation, biological process: actin filament organization. Gene Ontology annotation, cellular component: cytosol. The transcript has 2 exons. The record is from RefSeq and is a predicted model, not a curated record. The annotation marks the transcript as partial.